Molecule: messenger RNA, 1346 nt
Organism: Anneissia japonica
Lineage: Eukaryota; Metazoa; Echinodermata; Crinoidea; Comatulida; Comatulidae
Product: inositol monophosphatase 3-like
Exons: 5
Coding region: 142-1143 (333 amino acids)
Cellular component (GO): endomembrane system
Molecular function (GO): 3'-nucleotidase activity
Source: RefSeq, a predicted model, not a curated record
UCCACGACACACGACGAUUUUUUAUGACGUGGCUUGGUUGGUAAUUUAAAACCGGGCUCGGAGCACAUUAGUACGUGUGUGCGGUGCAUUAUUCCCCUUCUUGCUUGCCUAGCGUAGCCUAGGUUUCACUGAAGUUCAGUCAUGGUUUCCAACAUCAAAAUAUCUCCUGCAGGGUUUGCAUUCAUUUUUAUUGUUGCUGGAUCUAUAAUAUUGUAUACUCAAAGAAGUUGGAGGUACUCAAAGCCAUUUGAAAUGCAAAGUACGGACCAGCAAAUAAGUCUGAAGGAACUGUUGUCGGUGAGCAUUGAAAUGGCUGAGAUGGGAGGCCUAGAAGUAGUCGAAGUGAUGAAGGAAAAGAAACUGAAUGAGAAAAGUAAAGGCGAAACCAGAGAAGGUGCUAACAAUCCAGUGACAGACGGUGAUAUGCGAUCUCACAGAGUAAUGACCCACGGUAUGAAGAAAGCAUUCCCAAAUCUCAAAGUAAUUUCUGAAGAGCAUGAAACCUUAGAGUGGGAUAAAGAUAAAGUUGCAACGCCGAAGAUGGACCGUGAUGAAAUAAAGUCAAUUACAGGGGAUUCUGUUAUCAACAUUGAAGAUAUCACUGUCUGGAUUGAUCCUCUGGAUGCUACUCAAGAAUAUACUGAGGAAUUGUUACAGUAUGUAACCACAAUGGUAUGCGUUGCUGUGAAAGGUGAUCCAGUAAUUGGUGUCAUUCAGUGGGCUUGGGUUGAUAUGGCUAAGUCUAAUGGCUUAGAGAAACCACAGAGCCGGGAAGAUGGGGCUGUCAACCCUGUGAUUAUUGUGUCUAGAAGUCACCAAGGCGCGGUUGAGGAUGUUGCGCAUAAGUCGUUUGGAGAAAAGACUACGGUAAUACCAGCAGGGGGAGCAGGUUAUAAAGUAUUGUCAUUAUUUGAUGGUACUGCGGAUGCCUACGUACAUACCACCUUGAUCAAGAAAUGGGAUAUAUGUGCCGGCGAUGCCAUCAUCCGUGCAUCUCAUGAACAAAUGACAACUCUCCAGGGCCAACUUGUUAAUUACAAUUACGCAUCUAAAGGCGAUGAGAAGAAUGAACACGGCCUGUUGGCAUCACUACAUGACCAUCAACUGUUCCUUGAGAAGCUUGAAGAAGUUGUCAAAGGGUAGAAGUAGGUCCCUUCAUGAUACUGCCCUCCUCCUGAUGUUUUUAUUAAAAAUGAAAUUUCUAUUUUUGUUUAAAUUGUUUGCAAUCAUGAUGGUGAACCUACAAGUAUAACAUAUUGAGUGCCAUUUUUGUAUGGUGUAAUUUUCGCAGCCAUUUACCAAGAGAAAAAUGUAAAUGCAAUUUCACCCAUUAAUGAAGAGGUUGA